Molecule: messenger RNA, 1844 nt
Organism: Drosophila subpulchrella
Lineage: Eukaryota; Metazoa; Arthropoda; Insecta; Diptera; Drosophilidae
Product: protein odr-4 homolog
Exons: 6
Coding region: 93-1619 (508 amino acids)
Biological process (GO): intracellular protein localization
Cellular component (GO): endomembrane system
Source: RefSeq, a predicted model, not a curated record
ACGGUCACACCAGCCCAUGCCAUUGAUAAAUUGGUCAUAUUUUGGAACGAAUUUAGUUAACAUUAAAUUUAACGAAAAACCCCUAUACUAAGAUGCGCACAGUGCUGUUGAGCAAACACGAUGAGCUGUACCUGGAGAAAUGCGCACAGGAGAACCAGUUCUCAUAUGGAAUAAUUGUGGGCCAUCAAGCGGACCUCACCAAGAGCGUGGUGGUCCAUCUGGCCAGGAACAACGAGGAGGAUGCCGACCUGGAGGACCUUGCGGACGUCCGACUGACCAUAUCGGACAUCAACUCACAGGCGUUGGCUUCCCAGUGGCUGAGCGCCAGCAAAAUGUGUCCCGGAUCCUUUGACGUCAUCGGUAUUUUUGUGUCUUCAGUUAGAUCUGAAGUGGUCAAUGAGCAGAGUCCCGAAUUUAAGAAUGCCAAAAAGCUGUUUUCAGACAUCUACGACUUGCUCUUGAAAAGCAACAGCUCCUUUGGCGUCUACACCACCGAUAUUGCACAGACUGAUUUCGUAUUUCUUUCGUAUUCGCUGGCCGACAAGAAAGUGCUUUGCAAAAACUACAGCUAUGGAAAACAUUGCAAAAAAACGUAUUUUACGGCAAACAUAAAAUGCAUCAUAUGCGGCGGCACUUUCUCCAACAUGGAGUACAGGUUCGUGGACAAGCCCUUCGAGUGGAUUCAACUGGAGUGCAGCUACGACCUGGAUGACGUGCUACCCAUAUUGGAUUCAACACGUCGCGUCAACAUCGAAGAUCAAUUCCAGCAUAUUAUAGUGUCGGUGCGCAAGAACCUGCUGGCCAGUGAGGUGUUUCUGCAGAACGAAGUAGUCGAGGAUACCAUCGAUCUCCAGGCCUAUAUUAAAAAGAAAAAGGCCAAAGUGGACAAGCUGAAGCCCACAUCUGCGAGUGGAGGUACUGCCACAGCUGCCAGCAACACCACGGACUCCCUGCCCCAGCUUGCGGCGGAGGGAAUCAUCGGAAGUGGUGACCCCAUCCGAGCGAGCAUAGUGCUGCCGGUGAAGUGCCAGCUGAGCAAACCGACGGACAUCAAGGUGCGCGAGUUUAAUGGAACUCUGCACAUGAGCGGCAUAAUUGCCACAAAGGUCUUCUGCAGUCCACGGAACAGUAUAGCAGAUGUGAAGCGCUUUCUGCGCGAUGAUGUGCUGCGUUCCCUGAUCACACGUAUUCAAGUCUACUGCGAUGGACUCACCGAUCCCUAUGUGACCAAUGAAGCAUUGUACAUCAGUGAGCCACCGAGGAGGGUGUUCUUCAGCCUGCCUUCGGAGGGACCUAGCACAUCGAUUGGCGCAGUGGUUCAGUUCUCCGAAUACCUAUUCCGUGGCGAAGCUCCCACUGUUGUGGUGGCCCAGGCCAAACAGAUCCUGGACGUGGAACUGGACCCAGAGACCAUUUCCGUAGAGGCCGAAGGACUGCCCGAUGACGCAAACUUCACAAACGCAAAUGCAGGCGCCGAUCGCACAGACGAUUCCAGAAUUUUGUCCAGCUCGAUGCCAAAACCAGAACUUUCGCGCAGCCUUUACAUGGUGGGAAUUGCAGUGGCCCUGCUGGUUCUUCUGGCUUCUGUAGCCCUUCACUAUGUCCUAGCCGAUCGGUAGGCUUCUAUGUCCAAACCACUUUAUACGAAAUGUUUUUAUACAGAUAUAUUAUUUGCAUGUGUGCUCACGCACUCACCUCUCUAUUGUGAUCGUUUGUUUUUAUAAUCCAUUGUGUACUCGUAGUAGUAAAAAAGAAUGUGUAUAGGGAUCACGUUAAAUAGUUUUAUUGUGGAAGCAAAACUGUGCAGCAUUUAACACCAAUAUAAUAAACUAAUAAGUAAUAUA